This is a messenger RNA of Rhagoletis zephyria (snowberry fruit fly), 2457 nucleotides long. RefSeq names its product sporozoite surface protein 2-like. The record is from RefSeq and is a predicted model, not a curated record. Lineage: Eukaryota; Metazoa; Arthropoda; Insecta; Diptera; Tephritidae.
CUGCACCUUUAUCUGUAGCCCAGUAUUUACCCACAAUGCAAUAUACGAAGUAUAGACGGUUUAAAAUUUGUAUGCUUAUUUUUCGGUAAACAUAGCUUAAAGUGGAUCAUUGCAAGGCGAAUUCAUAUAUGAAUUUGCCUUGAUUGGAUAGUUUUUACUUCAUUCUUCUACACUUUGCGACGUCAACUACAAACAUUUAUGCGCAAAUUUACACCACAGCAAAAAUAAUUUUCCAAGACCAUAACUAUCGCAGGUCAAAGAAGAUAAACUCUAUAGAGGAACUAAAAAGAAAAUUUUAGAAAAAAAUCAGUUAGAUGAACCUACCUUUUAUUAGGGUUCAAUAAUUUUGUACCUCUACCGGCGAACCCAUAAACUCAGGCUCAUUUAGCAAAGCCAUACUAAGUGGUGAUUCAUUACAUAACUGAUUGUUGAUAUUGGUCAAACUUGUUAACAAAUAAACACUAAAGUAUAGAUACUUUGUAUACACAUCGAGAGGAGACCUUUGCAAACAGAUUGGGAAGCUCGCUAAUUGCCAACUUAUUAACGCUUUUUAUAGAAGGGAAAAUCGCGAUAAAUACAAAUGUAUUUUUUAUAUCUAAAAUUAGGUCAAAAUAAAACUUCAAUUGUAUUUUAUUGUACAAAAUCGGACGUCUACCUAAUUGCAGUACAUCUAAAUAAAAAUUAUAUCAAUCUUACCAUUUAUCGAACCAAACCGCAUCAUAAUUCCAUCGAAUGCUUUUCCGUUUUAUGCAUCACAUUCGUUUUAAUUAGCACAAAUUAUUAAAAGGUUAACAAUUUCAGUAAACACGACAGUGUACAAUAUUUCUCACUUCACACUGGUUUUAUUUGUUUUUCCAUUUUCAAUUGCGCGUUUAAACUUUCUGUUUAUGUAUAAAAGCCACUAGUACACUGGUUACAAAAAUAGUGUCCGUUAAUAUUUCGAAGGUAACAGUGAAGGAUACAAGACGAUGCGCAAAUUCAUUAUAUUAGCCAGUUUAGUGGCAUGCUGUGUGGCAGCUCCAACACUCCAGCAAACAUCAAAAGAACAACAAGAUCACAGUGUACUCCUACAGCGUCCCAGUCCCAUCAAUCCUGAUGUACCUAGUGACCCUAAGCCACCUGAGCAAAUUAUUAAGAUCACCGAUCCAAAGGAGAUUGUGAAACAUAAGCGUGAAGCUGAUGAUGAUCCAUAUAAUCACAUUUCACGGUUUGCGCCAACUGCGCAUCCCACACGACAGGCGGAGAAGCAACACUCACACGAAUCCGAGGAGAAACAUCUUGUAGAAGCUGAUCCUACUCAUCAUCGCGAAAAGCGAGAGAAACAACAAAUUAAAGAUACAAGAAAAUCAGAAAAUGCACCAGCUCCGCCAGCACCUGCAAACAAGGCAGCAGUGAAAAAAGAUAGUCCGAAGCGUCCACGUGGCCAAAAUGGACCAACCAAAUCCAUUGUACCAACACCAGAACCAGCACGUGAUUUACCAAAGCACCGCCACCGCCGUCAAGUGGACCCACAUCUACUAGGUGCAUCUACAGUUGGAGUGACUCCACUCAUUUAUCAAGAUGAUGAUAAAAAGUUGGACGAAGCUGAGGCGCAGCAUGAAGUUAAAUCUUCUGAAGAAUCAACAGAAUCCACAGCCAAACCUGCUACCCAUGAGUCAACUCAAGUUAAACGAGAUAUACCAGUGCCUUUAGUGCCGAAAUACCAUCAUCCUGAGGAAUCGCCAAAUAGUAAAAACCAAGAAGUAGAAGCAGUGAAAAAUAACGAACACCAUCCAAAUGAUGAAGACAGUAAAUCGCACGAAAGUGACGAAAGCGAUGAAGACUCUAAAGAAAAGAAGCCAGCGCCAGCUAUUCAAAAUCACCAGCCGAUCAAUCAGGCAGGGCAACCACUACCUGCACAGCAGCAUCAAAUUCAAAUACCUGCACAACCCUCGCAUCCAGAUAUUGAAAAUAAUAAGCCUAUUGAAGUGCACAAUAAUGGUGAACCGUUAGAAGUGCGCCCACACGUUGGACAGCAGCAUCAAACUCAAACAUCAGCACAGCCCUCGCAUGCAGUAGAGCAAAAUGAUAAACCAGAGCCAGAUAAUCCCCAACAUGCACAACAACAUCAGCAUACGGAAGAUCCGGCAACGGAGCAAAAUAAACCUCAUGAAGUUCACAAUAAUGAAUCUGUCUUAGAGCAGUUGGCCGGCAUUAAACCAACUCAGAUUAUAAACUAUGAAACACCGGCUAGCGAGAUUACUGUUCCUAUUAAACAUCCUGUACCUGUUGCUGAGUUAUUUUCGAGGCCAAAGCAAUAGUUGGACUUAGUGCACUCACUUGAAUCACUGCUGAGAAAACUGUCUUAAACAUUUUCACUAUUUUACAUUCACUUUACACCUUCAUAUGUAUAAAACUUUUAUUUGAACAUUUAACAACAACGGAUUUUUAUUAUUAUUACGAAAGCUGUUAAUUAUA